Tachyglossus aculeatus (Australian echidna) is the source of this 3806-nucleotide messenger RNA. RefSeq names its product interleukin 4 receptor (gene IL4R). The record is from RefSeq and is a predicted model, not a curated record. Gene Ontology annotation, cellular component: external side of plasma membrane; membrane. Bases 261 to 3062 code for a protein of 933 amino acids. The transcript has 11 exons. Lineage: Eukaryota; Metazoa; Chordata; Mammalia; Monotremata; Tachyglossidae. Gene Ontology annotation, molecular function: cytokine receptor activity; protein binding. Gene Ontology annotation, biological process: production of molecular mediator involved in inflammatory response; cytokine-mediated signaling pathway.
CUGGACAUGCAAAUUCAGCUUAGGGUUUCCGUGGGGUGUGGAAGGAGGAAAUAUGAUCUCGCGUUUAUUUAAGAAAAAAACAAAAGUCUUACAACCCAGCCGAAAGAGAACAGAUUCCGGAAGAAAAUUUUCCAACUCCCCUGUUUUCCCUCUCUGGAUUUCUGAUCAGGGAAGAGAAUGGACCGGUGAUGGAAAUCAGACUUCAGCCCUGUAAAUGAAUUCGGUAGCAGACCUCACCAAGUGAUCCUCCAGAACUCAAGAUGGGACAGCGUCUUAACUCUCCAGGCUCCAUCUCAUGGCUCUGUUUCCUCUUGUGGGCAGGACAUCCCUUGAGGGCUACAGACCUGGAAUUGAGCGUCCAGUGCUUUAGUGACUACGAAACAAAGCUGACCUGUGAGUGGGAAGUGAGCAGACCAGCAAACUGCAGUACUGAACUCCAGCUGCAUUAUGACAGGAAUGUCCGUCCUGAAAGUAACCUUGAGUCUCCGCUCUCAACUCUCUCCUAUGCCGCUGCUGCCCAGCCCAGAAAUAGCCUGUGUGUUCCUGAGAACAAGAGAAGCAGUGGUGGCGUCUCUCCCGUUGAGUGUGUGUGCACAGUUGAAGUGCAGAAGAUUUAUUCUUCGGAUAUAUUUGAUCUUAAGAUCCAAGCUGGGAACAACCUACUGUGGAAUCUCACCUUCAUUCCUUUCGAUAAUGUUAAGCCAAAAGUACCAGGAAACCUUACAAUCCAAAAGACCAAAAAUGGCUACUUCCUCCUAACCUGGGACAACACUUACACCGUGGACAAUUAUAUUUAUAAUAAAUUAUCCUAUGAAGUCGAGCUUUGGGAUAAAGAGAGUCCAUGUGAGAAAACAAAACAGACCGUAGAGUACGUGACUACCAACUUGGAAAUUACUGCCAACAAAUUUAAGAACUGGCAUUCUUAUCGAGCCAGAGUGCGGUCAAAACUUAAAGCAGAUUUUGAAGGGCAAGAUAGUGACUGGAGCCAAGAAAUUGAGUGGCUCAAUCAAUAUGAAGUCAAGUUGGAAGAUCGUUUGCAGCUGGGAGUUCUUAUUUUCAGUGUCUUAAUCCUGCCAGUUAUUUUGAUGUGCUAUUUCAGCGUUAUCAAGGUGAAGAGAGAAUGGUGGGAUCAGAUUCCCAACCCAGCCCACAGCCACUUGACAGCCAUCAUUGUUCGGAACAAGCAGCUUUCAGCCUGGGGAAAGCCGUCUCACUUGAAAGACAUGAAUAUCUCCUACCAGGACAUGAAACAAAGUCACAUGGAAAAACAAGCUUGCCCCCAAAGCAGAAGUUGGAAGACACGCCUGGCAAAAAUAUUUCCCUGUUUGCUCAGGCUCGACUCAAAGGUGAAUGAAAAUACCGUCACCGUGGAGAAGAAUCGUUACUGUCCUGGCCCAAACAAAUCAGAAGACUGGUUGCCGGAAAGCUACCGGGCCAUUUUGAUGCCCGAGUCUAUCAGUGUGGUCCAAUCCGUCGAAAUGCGUGAAGCCGAAGUUGAGAGUGAGAAAGAGGAUACGGAUGAUAUUUCCUUCUGUCUGCCCUCAGAGAGCAGCACGAGCAGUUUCAUGCAGAACAAAGAAGCCAUUACCGCUAUGCUCGUUCAAAGUCUGUUCCUUGAUCUCGUAGGAAGUGAAACCAACACGUCUUGUGGGCUGGCCUCUGACAGCCUGACGAAUAAAUACAAGAACCUGCCCAAUGCAUCACAGUCUGUUUUCUCAAGCGCCUCCCAGAGCGAUUCGGACUUUAAAGUGGCUAGAAAAAAGUCCUUGCGGUCUGAAGAGUCCUUCGAAUCCGGCUAUCACAGUUCUAAUUUGGACAACGCUUCUCCCAAUAUAAAGAGUUCUCCAGCUCAGAGCGGUGGGCUGGAUUCGAGUGCAGGUUCCCAAGAUUUAGACAUCCUAGAGGUAAACAAAAUCAUCAUGGAUAAUCCUGCCUACCGAAGUUUCAGUGCCCUCCUGGCCCAGUCUAAGGCUUCUUAUCCGGAAGAGGCUGGCUUUCCAACAUUCCCAGAUGGCUGUUUGGGGGAGCCGACGUUUCCCUCUUGGGAAGAUUCUGAUAUGAACCCUGAGGCGGACUGCCAUGGACCUGCUUUCCCACACUCCUGCUCAGAGGGCUCUGACACCUGCCCCUCCUCUGAUGACGAUGAGGCUUCAUCAUCCCAGACCGAGGAAGAAUCCUGGGAACAAAUCCUAAGGCAGAGCAUCCUUAGACAACAGGCCGCGCCGGCCGGCCCCGCCGUCUCCGCGUCGUCUGGUUACCGGUGUUUUGAAAAUGCCGUCAGGCAAGGCAAUGUGUCCAGUGAUAAUGUGCUCAGCCUUGGUGUCCCUGAGGAUUCAGAAUAUAAAUCCUUCACGACCCUUUUAAAUAGAAAUGUCCAGGAAGCAGCCGGCAUUUCUGCAGGGGAAUCCUGGAGGGGGGAAGAUGGAUGUGUCCCUUCACAGCAUCUCGCUCCCAGCGGCCUGGAAGCCCAGGGCUCGUCUACUCCUCCCCUGUUCUCCUUCGGGCUUGAUUUCGACCAGGGUAGCUCCUGCGGCCACCCGCCUACCAGCUUCCUCGAACUGUACAGUUCCGACAAGACAGUGGAAGAAGAGAACCUGAAGAAUUCCCUGAGCCCCAGUUGGACUAGCCCUGAGUUCCUACAGGAUACCCUGGAGGGGACUCCGGCCUGGACGAGGGAAGACUCCAGUAAUGGCAUCAUAUAUUCCGCUCUGACCUGUCACUUGUGUGGCCAUUUGAAGAAAUUCCAGAGUGAAGACAGAAGUCACAAGCCGGGAGACGGCGGUCAGAGUGUGAAAUGCAGCUGUACCGUCCCCUUGCCGGACACACCGACUGUCUCUCCUGCUAAAGCCGCGGACCCCUAUCCCUCAGAAACAGCGAUGAGUCCAGAGAGCUUGGGUCUCCAGGACUCCUUGGCAUUUCCCAGAAAAGAGCCUUUCAAAGAAGGCAGCUCCCGGAGGAAUUCCUCCUCUCUUCCUCCCAAAUAUCCGGCACUUAAAAACUGUCAAAACAUCUCCGGCUCCAUUCCGGAGACGAAGCGGGAAGAAUCGCGUGUCUUCCCGUGAGACUCAAGAGACACCCCAAGAAAGACCAGGCAGCCGUUUCAAAAAACGGAGGCCCUCGGUAAAGCCUGGGCCCACAAGGGCAACAACUACAUGCAAGUUAUUUAGAUGACCUGGGGGCAGGAGGAAUUCACAGUUUUGCAAACUUGUAUUGCCAGAGAAUGGACAGGUGACUUGGGUUUCCAAAGUGCCUCCAAUAGCUGAACAGUGAUCUAGGCGGAGAAGUGUUAGCCUGGUUCCUAUUACCAAAGCAAGCUACAAGGUUUUCCGAGGAAACAGCUGCUGAUGUAUCUAUAGGUAAAAUCGCGCCACUCUGAGCAGGUUGGAGAAUCCCAGCAGCCAAGUGAGACAGGAAGUAACCCCGGGGAUCAUCAUCAUCAACAGUGGUAUUUCUUGAGCACUUUUCGUGUGCAGAGCACUGUAUUAAGUGCUCGGGAGCAGAAUUUGUAUUAAUGCAGGAAGCAUUUCCUGGAUCAGCCGCACAGGAUUUUCAUUCUUUUGUCACUUGACCGCUGCCCUUACAAAGUGCCACCACUCAUGCUAUCGGGAAAGAACCAGGAACCCUAGCUCUUUUGGGAACUCCGAACGGGCCCCAGGAACCCUCAGGUCUCUGGCCUCAGCAUCCUCAAACGAGGCACUCAGUGUCCUUCCUUGCCUCUGAGUGGCUGUGGGCUUCCUCCUCCUCAUCAUCAUCAAUCGUAUUUAUUGAGCGCUUACUGUGUGCAGAGCACUGUACUAAGCGCUUGG